GAGGUGAGGCAGUAUCAGCAACAUCUGACGCAUAUGUUGCCUGGGUACCCUGUGCAGGGGAUGAGCGCAAGUACCAGCAGACACCAAGUGGUGGAUGAGCCGUGCGACGACGAGGAUCUGGUGAUGGACGAAGAGCUACGGGAGUUGGAGGAGUACGAUGCCGUCGAAAUCGUCAAAGAGAUUGAAGAGUUCCUCUUAUCCAUUCCCCACAUCGAAGGGGACUACAAAAUAAUCGACCGUCUCGGCACAGGCACCUUUUCGUCCGUCUACAAAGCUAUCGACCUGCGAUACGAAGAGUGGGAUAAUACGCCUUGGCAUGGACAUCACUCCCCUUCCUCCUCUGCGCACUAUCAGUCCGUGCCCCGCCCGGAGGGGUCAAAGGUGUUUGUGGCUAUUAAACGGAUCUAUGUGACCAGCAGCCCGGAACGUAUAAGAAACGAGCUGAUGAUUAUGGAGGAGUGUCGGGGGUGUCGACACGUCUCUCAACUCAUCACAGCGUUUAGGCAUAACGAUCAAGUGGCAAUAAUUAUGCCGUAUCAUCGGAAUGAUGAUUUCAGAGAAUACUUUACGAGGCUUUCAAUGGAAGGUAUCAAAUCGUACUUCCGUUGCAUGUUUCGGGCGUUGCGAGAUAUUCAUAUCAGAGGGAUCAUCCACCGAGACGUCAAGCCCGCCAACUUUCUCUUCGAUCCCCGUACUGGCAUAGGGACAUUGUGUGAUUUUGGUCUAGCUUCCCGCAUGGAGGCGGGCCCGAUGCCAGGCGCAUGCCUCCACGGUCCACCGUCAGCUAGGAACCCGCAUGGGGAGAAUAAAGUUCGGGCCAAGUCGAAGUUGCCUUCCGAGAAAGUGGGCUAUCCAGAUAAGGAUACAAGACCGGUAUCGAAAGCUAACCGAGCUGGAACGAGGGGGUUUCGUGCUCCUGAGGUGCUGUUAAAGUGUGGGGAACAAACUGGUGCCUUAGAUGUAUGGGCAGCAGGUAUCAUACUCCUGUUCUUCCUCACAAAAAAGUUUCCCUUGUUCCAAUCCAGCGACGAUGUGGAAGCUCUCAUGGAGAUCGCUGCUAUCAUUGGGAGGAAGAAGAUGGAAGGUGUGGCUACGCUGCACAGUCGAACAUUCGCUACAAACGUACCAAGUGUG
Laccaria bicolor S238N-H82 is the source of this 1134-nucleotide messenger RNA. RefSeq lists its product as uncharacterized. The annotation marks the transcript as partial. The record is from RefSeq and is a predicted model, not a curated record. The transcript is spliced from 9 exons. Gene Ontology annotation, biological process: mitotic DNA damage checkpoint signaling; protein phosphorylation. Gene Ontology annotation, molecular function: protein serine/threonine kinase activity; ATP binding. Lineage: Eukaryota; Fungi; Basidiomycota; Agaricomycetes; Agaricales; Hydnangiaceae. Gene Ontology annotation, cellular component: nucleus.